Molecule: messenger RNA, 3166 nt
Organism: Ictalurus punctatus (channel catfish)
Lineage: Eukaryota; Metazoa; Chordata; Actinopteri; Siluriformes; Ictaluridae
Gene: bcl2l13
Product: BCL2 like 13
Exons: 8
Coding region: 302-2113 (603 amino acids)
Biological process (GO): regulation of apoptotic process; apoptotic process
Cellular component (GO): mitochondrion
Source: RefSeq, a predicted model, not a curated record
UCUCGUGUCGACAGUGUGUGUGUAUGAAGCACGACAUAAUUAGGGGACGGAACAGGGGGCAGGUUGAGGAACACGCAUAACACAGCAGCCAGCAAGUUAGCGGCUAACUACUGUACGUAGCCAACUAGCACUGGAGUACUUCACAAGCAGACAGGGCACGGUGCAGGUUUUCCACAACACGGGAUUGUGUGUGACUGUAAGGACUCUGACUCCGCCGUCACAGUCAAAAGCUCAAAGCAACAAACAUUCACUUUGAGAAUUUAGUAGUGUAUGUACCCUGUGAGUAUAACAUUUCUCUUCAAUGGCUGCCUCUGGCUCCACCAGCAAUGUGCCUGAAGGUUUCCACUAUGAGACCAGAUACGUCCUCCUGUGCUACCUCGGCCUGCCCCCACGACCACGGUCCAGGCCUGAGAAAGGGGCAUCUGAAGAGGCUGCACAAGAAACAGCUGUGGACAGGACCAGCAGGAUGAAGGAACAGAUUGAGGAACAGCUAAAGCAGCUAGAAGAAGAAAUCACUGUCUCUUUUCCAAGUACAGGCUUUGAUCGACACACAUCCCCAGUGUUCAGUCCAGCUAAUCCUGAGAACACUAUAGAGGACAGCCUGGCCAUGCUGGGGGACCGUGUCGCACAAGUGCUGGACACGCAUCUGACUGUGGCCACACAGACACUUCUCAGUGGGCAGCUGGACUAUGAAGAUUUCCAAAGUACAGUGAAGGAGAUUUCCUCCCAUUCUGAAGGAGGCUGGAGCAAGGUUUUGGUACCUUUAGUGUUAUUGCAAGCACUGCAUUGUAAGGGUCACCCGCUGGCCUCUCUACUUUCCCUGGGUGAGCGGUACCUAGUUGAGGUAGAGGCAGACUUCAUCAUCCAGCAGGGUGGAUGGAGUGCAGUGUUUAGGCUGGAGGAUGUGGAGGAACCAGGCGUGCUCAUAGCUGAAGACAGUAACGAUAUCUACAUCCUGUCGGGGGAGCAGGGCUGCGAGCAGCUGAGCCCACCUGAGUCACUGCUCAUCAGCGUGGCAGACAGCAGCGGCCUGAGUUCCUGGCACACGGAGAGUUUGCCCGUAUCACUGAGUGGCCACGAAUCCUGGGCUAAGGUUGGCACCAUGGAACCAGAGGAUGCCAAGAGUGUGGACAGUGGUGAGGGCGUGGCCUCAGCUGAGGAGCACAGUGAGAACAACUCGUCCAACUCGGACAUUGUGCACGUGGAGCGUGAGGAGGCCGAGCUUCUGGAGGAGGGAGAAGCUGUAGAAGAGGAAAAGCUGCAGGAGAGCAUGCUCAGUGUCCUAGGCACCGAAAGCGAGCUGGAGGCCCUCGGAGAGGAGCUUAGAAGAGAAGCUUCAUGUCCACAACAGCCGGUUUCAGAAGCACCAGAGUCACUGAUGUCCCUAGAGGAGCAGAUUGUCAUCCUGGAGGCACCUCCUAUCUUAGUUGCUGCUGUUCCACCAGUUUAUGUAGAUCCAAAGUCCCUCACUUCUUCAUGCCCUACCGUCAUUGCUGAAGUUCCAGUUGAUGUGGAGCCAGAAUACCUUGCUCCUUCAUCCUUUACUAUCAUUGCUGAUGCUCCAGUUGAUGUGGAGCUGGAAUGUUCUGUUCAUCCUUCCCUUCCUAUUGCUGCUUCACCCCAAGUGCUUGAUCCUAAACCUGAGCCUCAGUCAGCUCAGCCAGAACCUGUUCUAGCUCCUGUGGAGCCACAGAUUCUAAGAACAAUUCAAGAACCAGAAGCUAAAUCUGAGCCACAGCCUGAAGCUGUCCAAGCAGCUCCAGUGCAUGAGAUACUGCCACAAGCAGAGGUUGUACAGGCCAAUACAGCUCCAGCACAAGAAAUACCAUCACUGGAGCCACAGAAUGCACAGGAGACAUCUGCUCCAUCCCAGGUUUCUCUUGUUUUACGUUCUGUGGCAGCUCCAGAACAGGAAAUACUGCCACAGGAGCUACAGCCUGUACACACAGCCUCUACUCCAGCUCAGGAGCCACCUGCAGCUCCAGCACACACAGAGCCUGUAACAGAGCCUGUGUCCUCUGAGCUUCCAGUUCUUCUGUAUGGUGGUGCUGCACUGGUAGCCAUUGCUGCUUUGGUGGCCUAUGGAGUUCUGGCUUACAGGAAGAAGUAUUAGGAAGUUGCCCCUCCCCAUGACCUCACCACAUCGGUGACCCUUUUCAGGAACCGGGGCCACUGUGCUGCCAAAAGUUUUGGGGAAAUCCAUUCUCCUGUCGAUCCCAUGCUAAAUUUUGUUGAUGCUCUACCGAGUUCCUGUUUUUUUUGUUUUGUUUUUUGUGCCCCCCCCCCCCCCCCCCCAUUUUUUUCUUUCCUUGUUUCAUUUUCUCUUACAGUGAACCACUUCUGAGCCUGAGCCAAAUGCAUUGUCAAUUUGAUGUUCAUUUCACAUUCUCAUAUACAAUGCUCAUAUACUUGUUAAUUUGUCUUAAGGAUUCACAUUCUGUAAGGCCGACAGCUGGGAAAUCAUGGUAUCAUUUGACCAGUUUUUAGAAGCAGGGAACAGUUCUUCGAGUAGAACGGACUUGAUUUGGAGUUUUGAAAACACUAUGAUUUGUUACUAAAUAAAAGGUGCACACCUCAGAUUCUGUCCACCAUUUUGUCUGAUUUGAUCUAUUAAGAAUAUCUAGGCCUAGUUUUAAGAACGCGUGUUUAUGCGCCGAUGGUUAGGUGUUUGAGAGCGCAUAUAUAGCGGAAUUAGAUUUUGAACAGUUUGCUGUGAUGUGUCAAAUGGUUCAGGCUCACAUUACGGACAGUGUUUAGACAUUCAUGGAUCCUGACAUUGAAUAUGAGGUUCUAUAUGGUUAUGGAGAAACCAAUGUUGGGCAGCCCAACCAGACACCUGUAAUGAGAGCACUGAUCAUUUGUUGAUAAGAAUUGAAGACUAUAGAUUGUGUAUAAUACGUGAUCAAAUCUGUACGCACAAUCCACUGGAUUAAGCCAGAAUUAAUGAGUUGACCAGGGUUAAAAUGCAACACAUGCCCGAUUGAUUUGCUUUUGUUCAGCCAUUGAAUUCCCCUUUGUAAACAAAAAGAACAGUAUGUCCAGGACAUAGACUAAGAUGGGCAAACACCCUGACCAUUUUCCCUAUAGUUCUUCAGGUUUGUUUUUUAGUUACUGAACACAGCCUUUGUUACAGUUCAAACAAAUAAAGUUUUGAUUUUAAUUCCAA